Messenger RNA from Ooceraea biroi (clonal raider ant), 1503 nucleotides. RefSeq lists its product as uncharacterized. The record is from RefSeq and is a predicted model, not a curated record. NCBI's taxonomy places the organism in Eukaryota, Metazoa, Arthropoda, Insecta, Hymenoptera, Formicidae.
AUGGCAACAGUCGGCUCCACGAUCAACAAACAAAAUGACCUGUUCGGUCGUAUCGCUCGAGUCUUUAUCAACACGAAAAAACUUGGAACUGAUAAGCUUAACCGUUUCAAUUUGGAUGCACGAAUCAAGACCUUGAAUGCAGAUUGGGAACGAUUUCAAAGCAAUCAUGACAAACUGAUCGGUUCAUUGAUGGACGAAAUUCGGAAAUUGGAGUAUUUCACAGAUGAUCUGUAUGCGAAAUGUGAGGAAGCAUAUUUUAAUUCCGUGUCAUCAAUCAUGCAACUUCGAGAAGCGAUGUUGGAGCAAGAUCAGACUGCAGCUGACUCAGCCAAUGCAACUCCUCGCACUGGUCCUUCACGUUCUCUGCCAAAGAUCCAACUACCCAAAUUUACGGGGAAUUACCACGAAUGGCCUACAUUUCGUGACUUGUUCUCAUCAAUGGUGGUCUCCAAUCCAGAUAUCUCCCGCGUAGAGAAGCUUCAUUAUUUAAAAAGCCAAGUGUCCGGUGAAGCAGCUCGGUUUCUCGCAAACCUGACGAUAACCGCAGAUAAUUUCUCACGGGCUUGGGACUCAUUAACAUCGCGCUACGAGAAUAAACGACUGCUAGUCUCUGCUAAUCUCGAUCGGCUAUUCGAGUUAAAACUUUUGACUCAAGCUUUCGGUAGUGAUCUCAAGCAUCUUUUGGCGACCGUGAAGGAAUCACUCGGUGCUCUCCAGGCUCUCGGCGUUCCAGUAGACCAGUGGGACAUCUUCAUUGUGUACUUCGUGACCAGAAAACUCGAUCCCAAAUUCCUGGAAGCAUGGGAGAUUCAUCUUGGUGAGUCAACUGAUUUAGUAACCUUCGAUAAACUCGAAACAUUUCUCGAAAGUCGCAUUCACGCUCUCGAGGUAGUCGGUUCGCGCAACAAUUCCUCUAAAACUACUUCGGCUUCGAAAUCUAUCUCAAAGUCAAAAUCUUCCGCUCGAUCUCACGCCGCUGUAGUCUCUCACUCAGGUUGCUCGUGCUGUACCGCGGCUCAUUAUAUCGCCUCCUGUCCAGACUUCGCUGCUAAGUCGCUGGACGAGCGACAUGAUUUCGUCUCGCGCAAAAAUCUUUGUUACAAUUGUCUCGGCGCUCAUCGUCUAACAGACUGUCGUUGUGUCAAGCGAUGCCGACGCUGCAAGGGGAACUAUCAUUCUUUUCUGCAUCGCGAUUCAGUGUCCGUUCCCGCGUCCGGUAAUCCGACGACUCCGCCGCCAGUCUCGAUGAGCUCUAAUAAAUCGGAUAUCAGUAAUAAAGUAGUCGCGCAAUCUCUUCACGCUGCUUCGAACCUACAACCUAACGGUCCGGCGGUCCUUCUCGCUACCGCUCGCGUACGUUUAAUCACAGACAAUAAUCACAGCAUCGAAGUUCGCGUUCUUCUGGAUCAGGGAUCUAAGGUCUCUCAUUCGCGAGUCCUUGGUGCAGUUGAUGCAUCUUCCUUGUCACCGAGCGUCGCUGUCGCUGGUCGGUGUCGGAUCUAA